UCUCCUCCAUGGUCGAUGAAGGAAUCAAUAUCCCUAGCAUCGCUCUGCUAGCGCCUCUUCGCAGCGGCGGCAGAGGCCGCCGUCGUGAACACGAACACGACGGCACCUCGAGCGUGGCGGCGGGAAUCCAGGCGGUGGUGAGGCAGACAAGCGAGUUCGCGGCCCAGUGUCCGGACACAAUCAUUAUCAUGAAUGGAUUAUUCCCAGGGAGGGUAAAUCAUGGACGACUCCUUCUGCGGGGGGCCGGACGGGUCCAGCCUGAACUUGACAGGUACACUUAUAUCGGACGCUGUGGCUAAGGACGUGGCGUCGAAUAUCCUUAUGGGCGACCCACGCUAUGUCGCAGGACUAUCCUUCAAUGUCUGGAAUACUACAGCAGGCGGCGUAAGUACACACAUACAUAGGUACAUAUAUACGUACAUACAAGCACUGGCCGUGCAUGCGAGGGCGGUGGUGCUAACAACGGCUCGUUCCCUGUCUAGUUCGCGGCCCGCCCACCGGUUUCAAAUGUCCAGCCUUCAGAGCAGAAUACAGUCGUACUACGACUCGCCAGACCCAUUCUGCUCCAAUGGCACGAGCCCCGAACACCACCAAGGCUACGGGAGGGAAUAUGGCGCGGAUGCUCUGGCAUUCGUCGUUAGCAAGAAGAUCGUAGGGUGAGUUCAGUACGAGAACAGAAGAAAGAAAUGCUUAAGGGAAGGGGAUUUUGUGACGAGCAGUUAGGUAGUUUACCUUCUUACACGCCCGCUGGCUG
Phialemonium atrogriseum is the source of this 754-nucleotide messenger RNA. RefSeq lists its product as uncharacterized. The transcript has 2 exons. Lineage: Eukaryota; Fungi; Ascomycota; Sordariomycetes; Cephalothecales; Cephalothecaceae. The coding region runs from base 220 to 660 and encodes 146 amino acids. Gene Ontology annotation, molecular function: hydrolase activity. The record is from RefSeq and is a predicted model, not a curated record.